Molecule: messenger RNA, 3191 nt
Organism: Amaranthus tricolor (Joseph's coat)
Lineage: Eukaryota; Viridiplantae; Streptophyta; Magnoliopsida; Caryophyllales; Amaranthaceae
Product: F-box/WD-40 repeat-containing protein At5g21040
Exons: 1
Coding region: 349-2052 (567 amino acids)
Cellular component (GO): preribosome, large subunit precursor
Molecular function (GO): protein binding
Source: RefSeq, a predicted model, not a curated record
UCCAAGUAUCGGUGCCUGGAUCCUCGUUUUCUUUCCUUUUUAUUUUUGUUGUAUGUCGACAUUUAUUCUUCUUCCGCUCGAUCUCCGCUGUACAACUUGCUUCGUUGUUCUGAGGUAAUCUCUUCAAAAUUCCCUAUUUUAGGAUUUGGGUUUCCCUUCAGUUAUCCCUAUUUUCAUUAAUUCUUGAGAGAUUUCCUGAAAUAUUUUCUGGGUUCUUAUAUUUUUAGCUAUUAGUGUUAAAUCUAUUGGGUUCUGCUGUGAAAUUGUUGUUAGUCUAGCAUAUUUUUGUUCUCUUUAGGGAUUGAAUUGCAGUUUUAAAGAGGUUUAGGAACAUUUCUUUGAUUUUUUAUGGCAUUUGAAUGCCAAAAAACUUCUGAUGAUUGUUUAUCUGAGGAAGUUUUGAGUUCUAUUGUUGUUGUUCAUAAUAAUCAAUUGAAAGAACGAUUGGGUUCUUUGCGAUUUGGUAAAACACCUGUUAAUUGUGGAAAAAGUAAAUCUAUUUGGAGAAAAAAGAUUAAAGGGUGUGAAUCAUUAGUUACCGAAUUGGGAUUUGGCAGUGCUGAUAAUAAGAUUGCCGCCGUGUCAAAAUCGGUGGCAGUUGAUGAGGGUAAUACCUCGGCUUACUGUCAGUCGAUUAAUGACCUUCCUCCGGUGUUAGUCGGGGAGAUUUUGAGUUGUUUAGACCCAAAAGAGCUGGGCAUUCUGUGUUGUGUUUCAACCGCUUUCAGUCAGAUUGCAUCAGAUCAUUCUGUAUGGAAAGAUUUUUAUCGUGAGAGAUGGGGUCUUCCAGUGGCGAACCCUUUGAAUCCAUGUUUAUCUGAUGAGAAGUCAUGGAAGGAAUUGUUUGUGGAAAGGGAGUUUAGGAGUAAAACCUUUUUAGGGCAGUAUAGACCUGAUUUUUUGACUGGCCAUAAGGAAGCAGUUCUCACUGUUUUCUUGCUCAUUUCGGCUAAGCUUGUUUUCACUGCUGGGUAUGAUGCUGUAGUCCGGAUUUGGGAUAUGGAAGAAGGUUUGUCGGUUGAUUCAUCAAAGCCUCUUGGUUGCACGAUUCGUGCUACUGCUGUUGAUACUAAAUUACUGGUAGUUGGGGGGACAAAUGGUUUUAUCCAAUGUUGGAAGACUGUUGAGGGAGUCUCUCAUUUGUUUGAUCUAAAGGGUUCUCAAUGCCAAAACUCGGAAUUUCGAUUAUGGGAGCAUGAGGGACCUGUGACUUCUCUUGCAUUGGAUCUUACUAGGAUCUAUAGUGGAUCAUGGGACAUGACUGUGAGGAUAUGGGAUCGUGUGUUUUUAACAUGUGUUAUGGUCUUGAGGCAUAGUGAUUGGGUAUGGAGCAUUGCGCCUCAUGACACGACUAUAGCUAGCACAUCAGGUUCGGAUGUUUAUAUCUGGAAUUCUACUGAUGGAACUCUGGCUGCAAUUAUACCUCGUGUUCAUGAAGGAAACACUUAUGCUCUAGUAAGGAGCCAUACGGGUGACUUUCUAUUCACCGGAGGAGAGGAUGGAUCGAUACACAUGUUUGACAUCUCAAACUGUGGAGUAGAUGGAAUCUUGAAGGUGGCUUCUUGGGCCCCACACUCUGGACCUGUGAAUUCCCUUGCAUUUGAGUUUCCAUGGGUUGUAUCCGCUUCAAGUGAUGGAAAGCUUUCCCUGAUUGAUGUGAGGAAACUUCUGAAAUCUACCCGGUGUUCCCUGAUGAAACAUAAGAACAGAAAGGAGGCAACAAUUGAGGCUCCUCAGAGGAUGCUGCACGGUUCAGGAGGUAGUUUGUUUGCCGUGGAUAUUGGUGCUGAUCGAAUUGUUUGUGGAGGAGAGGAUCAUGUAGUGAAACUGUGGGACUUUUCUCGUGCUCUGGAAAGAGAAAUGAGAGCUCGUGCUCAGAAGGCUAUUCGGUUCCAAAACAGGGUGAGGCAGCGUAGGCUCCAAGCUGAUAUGAAUGCUAAGAAUGGCAAAGCUGAUAAAUGUUCAGUAGCAGCUAAGAAGAAUCCCAUCAAUGGAGAUUGGAAUGACAUUUGGCAUAGUAAGCGCAGUGUUAAUGGCAAGGUGAAGGCUUAGCCUGUUAAACGGUAACCAAAGGUUGCUUCUAAAUACUAAUCCAAUCCAACUUCUCAUCAUUAAAAAGUGCACAUGAUUUAAUGAACCAUAUUAUUAUAGUUUAUUAUUAUUCAAAACUAAAUAACUAUAAAUCUUUAGCUAAAAAUACUAGCCUUUGUAUGUUUGUCGAAAAUGCUGAUCAAGUCUCGACUCUCGAUCUUGUACGAUUUACUCGUUUAUUAUGUCAGUAUUUUAACAUUGAACGAGGUUUUAGUUACUAAAAUGUAUAUGACUACUCUUCAAAGUGAAUCAGAUUUCCUAUAGUUUUCUAAAAUCGUUAUUCUAAUAUUUAUUUAGCUUUGCAAAAUUCUUGUUAAAAUAUUAAAUGUACUUUUGCGAAUUAUAGUUACAAUAUUUAUUUUUUUACGAAUUACAGCCACCUAAGUAUCAGAGUUUACAGGUUCGGGCCAAAAUACAGAACUCUGAUCAAUUAACCUAAAAUUUUAGCCAUUAAAUGGCCGAAAUUUUGUGUUUUGACAUGAACAAGUAAACUUUGAUGCUUUGUGAUUGUAAUUCGCAAAAACUAAACCUUGAGAGUAUAAUUUACAAAAGUGCUAAACUUUAAGGUUGUAAUUCGUAAAUUAUUCUUCUUGUUAUAUACCUUUUAGAGCUGUUAAUGGGCAGGCUAUCCGUCAGGCUUGACCCUUUCGGCUCGAAAAACGGGCGACUUGGACAACGUUUUUCAAAAAAAAUUUAAAUUUGGACGGAUAAUACCCGCCCGCCAAGAUAAAUGGGCGGGUAGCGACGCUAAAAAAUACUCGUGGGUAUACUCUCCCGCCCGCCUGCCCGCUUGGUUUAAUAUAUUAAUUAUUAUAUAAUUAAGUCUAUUGAUUAUGAAACUAGUAGCCUACUGUCUAGUACUACUAAUCUACUACAUACCCAAAUUUAGUAAUUAAAGUCCAUACCUACUUUCAUAAUUUUUUUAAUUUAUUAUGAUCGGAGAGAUAUAUGUUUGGAUUUCGUACUCCGUAGUAAGAUAAAUCGACGAUGCAAUUCUUUUUUUGGAUUAUCCAACAUAAUGUUUAUAUUCAUGUAAUUUGAGUAUUUUGAGACUUUUUUUGUAUUUGGAGUAUUUUAGACAAUUUAUUGUACUGUAAUUU